ACCAAUAAUAUAUCGCAAAAGAAAAAAGGGCAAGAAGACGAGAGAAUAUAUGUACAUACAGCCACACAUAUAUAUAGUUUAGCCACAAGUAAACUCGAUCCGUUAUUCCGUUGUAUAUUGCCCUCUGGGAUCAAACUUUCUCAACUUCUAUCCCAUCGUGAAAGUUUUGGGUGGAAAAGGCCGUGUUUCAUUUUGGAGUAUAGCUGAAAUACAAAGCGGAAGGAUGUUUGGAUCGACUAAUCCUUUUGGGCAGUCAUCUACUAGCCCAUUUGGCACUCAAUCAACCUUUGGCCAAGCUAGCAGUGGAAGUAGCAAUCCAUUUGCGCCAAACCCCUUUGGUAGCACAACACCGUUUGGCACACAAACAGGAGGCUCACUUUUUGGUGGUAGCGCCACAGGUGUGUUUGGUUCAAACCAAGCUUCAUCGCCUUUACCUUCAACACCAGUGUUCGGUGCUUCAUCAUCCCCAGCAUUUGGAAGCUCUGUACCUGCUUUUGGAGCUUCUUCUACAUCAGGAUUUGGUAAUACUUCAUCUUCAUCAUUUGGGGGUUCCUCUGUAUUUGGGCAAAAACCUUCUUUUGGUGGCUUUGGAUCCUCAACUACCCAGACAAGUCCAUUUGGAAGCACAUUUCAACAGUCUCAACCAGCAUUUGGGAGCAAUUUAUUUGGAUCUACACCUUUUGGUGGAUCAAGUCAGUCAGCAUUUAGUGCUCCUAGCACUCCUACAUUUGGUUCAUCUAGCACCCCUGCAUUUGGUGCAACAAACACACCAGCUUUUGGUGCUACAAGCUCCCCAGCCUUUGGUUCCGUCUCAACACCAACUUUUGGCAGCACAGGAAAUGCAUUUGGUGUUUCUAAUGCUCCCGUCUUCGGAUCAAGCAGUCCAGCAUUUGGGGCUGCAAGCACUCCGGCUUUUGGCGCGACAAGUGCUCCAGCAUUUGGCACUUCAAGUAGCCCCUCAUUUGGUGCCUCAACAACUCCUCCUUUUGGAGCCUCUAGUCCUUCUUUCAGCUUUGGGUCAACACCAGCAUUUGGUCAGUCAACAUCUGCAUUUGGAAGUACUCAAUUUGGGGCUUCUCCUUCACCUUUUGGAGCUCCAAGCUCCGCAUUUGGGGCCCAGACUUCUUCACCAGCAUUUGGAAGCCCAGGUUUUGGGUCAUCAACUUUUGGAGGUCAACGUGGGGGAAGUAGAGUGGCCGCCUACACACCGACUGCUGAAGCAGAUGCUGGCACUGGUACACAGCCUGCUGGAAAACUAGAGUCGAUAUCAGCGAUGCCAGUUUACAAAGAUAAAAGUCACGAGGAGCUUAGAUGGGAGGAUUAUCAGCUGGGAGACAAAGGUGGGCCGAAUUCUGCUGCUCAGCCUGCUGGUGCAGCUGGCUUUGGAACCAAUACUCAGCCUAAUCCUUUUAGUUCCUCAUCUACGUUUGGUCAAGCAUCUGCCCCUGCAAACCCAUUUUCAUCCAAUAAUGCCACAAACCCUUUUGGUCAAAAAUCUGCACCAUUUAGUACUCCUGGUUUUGCUGCAUCUACUUCUGCUUUUGGUUCUUCUGCCUUUGGGAGCACGACCAAUGCAAAUCCUUUUGGGUCCACAUCAUCAGCAGCACCUUCUUUGUUUGGUUCCACAACAUCGACAUUUGGUGGUACUCCUGCAUCUCCUUUUGGUUCAGCAGCUACGACGUCUGCGUUUGGAACUUCAACAUCUAUUUUUGGCUCAACAUCAGCUCAGGGAACAACAUCCAGUCCAUUUAAUAGUGGCUUGAAUUUUGGAAAUACCCAACAAUCUCCUCUCUUUCAGUCUAAUACACCUUCAAUUGGGCAAUCAAGUUCAGCUUUUGGCCAGACUCCUUCCUUUGGGCAGACUACACCUGGGUUUGGUCAGACCAAUAUGUUUAAUACUCCAUCUACUGGUUUUGGCGCAAAUAUGUUCUCUACUACUCCAUCACUGUUAACAACUAGCAGCCAAAUGGGAUUUGGUCAGACAAUGCCCUCUCAGUCAUCACCUUUUCAAUUAAGUCAACCAUCUCAAAAUGCGGGAGCUUUUGGAAACUUUGGUCAGACUCAAGCAGCUGGUUUGAGUGGAUUUGGUGGUACACCAGGCAUUUUUGGUCAGAGUAGCUAUGGACAAUCGUCAGCUACUCCGAACACUGCAGUUGUACAACAAGCUCCAGUAUUAAAUCCCUUUGGUACAUUACCCGCAAUGCCUUUGAUGUCCAUCGGGCGUGCUGGAACUUCGCCUUCAAUUCAAUAUGGAAUUUCUAGUUUGCCUGUGGUUGACAAACCUGCUCCUGCCCGAAUAUCUUCACUGCUUACUUCUCGACACCUUUCUCAGAGGCGUGUAAGGCUGCCUGCCAGGAAAUAUCAUCCCAAGAAUAAUGGUCUAAAGGUUCCUUUUUUCAGUGAUGAUGAAGAAGCACCUACCACGCCAAAGGCGGACACUCUUUUCAUUCCACGGGAGAACCCUCGAGCUCUGGUAAUUCGGCCCUUGGAACAGUGGCCUGGUAGAACAAAUGGGGACAAAAGAUCUCUAUCAAAGGAGCACACCCCUGUACAAAAGAGUGAUGAAGAUAUAGCAAAUAAUGGCCCAACAGAUGAGCAAAGUGAUCGCGUUAAAUUGGGUCAAAAGCCUAAUGGGGUCCAUGAUGAACAUCUCGUACAGAAAGAUGAUGCCUACAUUACUUUAACUGGUCACAGGGCUGGCGAGGCUGCCAUUGUUUAUGAACAUGGAGCAGACAUUGAGGCACUGAUGCCAAAGCUCCGCCAUUCUGACUAUUACACAGAACCUCGAAUCCAAGAGUUAGCAGCAAAAGAAAGGGCUGAACCAGGUUUCUGUCGACACGUAAAAGACUUUGUUGUUGGGAGACACGGUUAUGGAAGUAUCAAAUUCCUUGGGGAGACAGAUGUGCGUCGACUUGAUUUGGAGUCACUUGUCCAAUUUAACCACAGAGAAGUUAUUGUGUAUAUGGAUGAGAGCAAGAAGCCUCCAGUUGGACAAGGACUUAAUAAACCUGCUGUGGUAACUCUCCUUAAUGUGAAAUGUUUUGACAAGAAAACUGGCCGCCACUUUACAGAAGGUCCCAGGAUUGAUAAAUACAAAGAAAUGCUCCGAAAAAAGGCCGAGGAUCAGGGUGCUGAAUUUGUGUCUUAUGACCCGAUUGAAGGAGAGUGGGCGUUUAAGGUCAGUCAUUUCAGCAGGUACGAGCUUAGAGAUGAAGAUUUAGGUUUAGAUGACUGGGAAUGAAUGCAAAUAUUGUUUGACAAGUCAUGGUCAAUUGAAUGCCAGGCAAUGGGACUGGAUCUUAUAUCUAACAGUGGUUAGACUUGCUUUCAUGUUGUUGUGGCUGCUGUAUUUUCUCAUCGACAGGCUUUUGAUUAUGUUUUCGUAGUUGCUGUCUUCUUUUUCCUUUGCCAUAAUUUGUUAAUGGAAAUGAUUGUUUUCUAGUGAUUGGUUGGAUGGACUAUGUCAACAAUUUUGAUUGAAGAACAAGGGUGGUGAUUUUGUUUUAUUAG
Molecule: messenger RNA, 3510 nt
Organism: Daucus carota subsp. sativus
Lineage: Eukaryota; Viridiplantae; Streptophyta; Magnoliopsida; Apiales; Apiaceae
Product: nuclear pore complex protein NUP98A
Exons: 12
Coding region: 224-3241 (1005 amino acids)
Biological process (GO): protein import into nucleus; telomere tethering at nuclear periphery; post-transcriptional tethering of RNA polymerase II gene DNA at nuclear periphery
Cellular component (GO): nuclear pore cytoplasmic filaments; nuclear pore
Molecular function (GO): RNA binding; structural constituent of nuclear pore
Source: RefSeq, a predicted model, not a curated record